Phacochoerus africanus (Common warthog) is the source of this 2107-nucleotide messenger RNA. RefSeq names its product kinesin light chain 3 (gene KLC3). The transcript has 12 exons. Lineage: Eukaryota; Metazoa; Chordata; Mammalia; Artiodactyla; Suidae. Gene Ontology annotation, biological process: axo-dendritic transport. Gene Ontology annotation, molecular function: kinesin binding. The record is from RefSeq and is a predicted model, not a curated record. The coding region runs from base 214 to 1845 and encodes 543 amino acids. Gene Ontology annotation, cellular component: membrane-bounded organelle; cytoplasm; kinesin complex.
AUCCUGGCAGCGUGUUCUGCCGUGGGCAGCAGUGCCAGGAGUCAGGCCAGAUGGGAGGGAUUUGCUUGUGUUUUGCAGGUGAGGGAGGAGACAGAGGGUUAGCUUCUUCAUGUGCUGGCUUCUGUUUCUGAAAGGAAGGUACACCUGUGCAUUGGGUUGUGUUUCUCGGAGGGGGCUGUACGUGUGUUCUCUCUCAAAAAAGAAGGAGCAGCCAUGUCCGUACAGGUGGCUGCCCCUGGAGGCCUGGGGCUGGGCCCAGAGCGCCUGAGCCCCGAGGAGCUGGUGCGGCAGACACGGCAAGUUGUGCAGGGGCUGGAGGCCCUACGGGCAGAGCACCAUGGCCUGGCCGGGCACCUGGCGGAGGCCCUGGCAGGACAGGGCCCCGUGGCUGGCUUGGAGCUGCUGGAAGAAAAGCAGCAGGUGGUGAGCCACGCACUGGAGGCCAUCGAGCUGGGGCUGGGCGAGGCCCAGGUGCUGCUGGCCCUGUCCGCACACAUGGGCGCACUGGAGGCCGAGAAGCAGCGGCUGCGAGCACAGACCCGGCGGCUGGCCCAGGAGAACACAUGGCUGCGGGAGGAGCUGGAGGAGACGCAGCGGCGGCUGCGGGCCAGUGAGGAGGCCGUGGCCCAGCUGGAGGAGGAGAAGAGCCACCUGGAGUUCCUGGGGCAGCUGCGGCAGUACGACCCGCCUGCAGAGAGCCAGCCGCCUGAGUCCCCGCCUCGCCGAGACAGCCUGGCCUCCCUGUUCCCCAGUGAGGAGGAGAAAGGUCCUGAGGCAGCGGGGGCCGCGGCGGCCCAGCAGGGUGGCUACGAGAUCCCCGCCCGCCUUCGGACCCUGCACAACCUCGUGAUCCAGUAUGCAGGGCAAGGCCGCUAUGAGGUGGCUGUGCCACUGUGCCGCCAGGCCUUAGAGGACCUGGAGCGGAGCUCGGGCCACUGCCACCCUGACGUGGCCACCAUGCUCAACAUCCUGGCGCUAGUGUACCGGGACCAGAACAAGUACAAAGAGGCCACAGACCUGCUCCACGAUGCCCUGCAGAUCCGGGAGCAGACCCUGGGCCCCGAGCACCCGGCGGUGGCCGCCACCCUCAACAACCUGGCCGUCCUCUACGGGAAGCGGGGGCGUUACCGGGAGGCGGAGCCCCUGUGCCAGCGCGCCCUGGAGAUCCGUGAGAAGGUCCUGGGCGCCGACCACCCGGACGUGGCCAAGCAGCUCAACAACCUGGCCCUGCUCUGCCAGAACCAGGGCAAGUUCGAGGAGGUGGAGCGGCACUACGCCCGGGCCCUGAGCAUUUACGAGGCCCUGGGGGGGCCCCAGGACCCCAACGUGGCCAAGACCAAGAACAACCUGGCCUCAGCCUACCUGAAGCAGAACAAGUACCAGCAGGCGGAAGAGCUGUACAAAGAAAUCCUCCGCAGGGAGGACCUGCCCGCGCCCCUCGGAGCCCCAAAAACAGGCACAGCCGGGGGUGCAGAACAGCAGAGCCUUCGGAGGAGCAGUUCCUUCUCCAAGCUCCGGGAGUCCAUCCGGCGGGGAAGCGAGAAGCUGGUCUCCCGGCUCCGAGGGGAGGCGGCGGCAGGGGCAGCGGGGAUGAAGAGAGCCGUGUCCCUCAACGUGCUGAACGUGGAUGGGCCAAGGGCUACCGGGCUCCCGGUGAGGGGGGUCCCUGGGGCAAGGAGGGAGUGGGGAACCACGAGGACGGGCCCAGAGGCAAGGGAAGGGGGGGAUGGCACGGGAAGGGACCCCAGGACAGGGGCCUGGAUGGGUUAUCCAGGCAGAGGCGGGAGAGGUGGGGACAGGAGGAUGAGUGACACAGCCAGUGGCGGCCAGGCUGCCAGGGAGUAGCCCUAGUGGCAGCUGGAGCAGAGCUGGGUCCGGGCCUCACUCACCCACCUACCCCCCAUGCCUCUUUCCAGUUCUCCAGCCGGCACCUGAGUGAGGCUUCUCGGACCCUCAGCGCCAGCACCCAGGACCUUGGCCCUCAAUAAAGGCGACAAGACCACGCGGCCGCAGCAUCUCAGGAGGAAUGGGAGAGGGUGGGGAGGGAAGGGGAGCCUCCCACUGUCCUUCCUCCUGCCAUUAAAGGCUGUGGAUAUGGCAGCCAGAA